AUGUUCCCUUCCUCUAAUUAUACCUCCUCAGGCUCUUACCCUCGUUUCCCUCCUUCAUCUUCUUCUUCUUCUUUCACUUUUCUUCACCCUGAAAAUUCUUCGUCUAGUAACACCUUUCUUCAUGAUCCACUUGCUGUUACCUUCAUACCAACUCAUUAUCAUGCUCCAAUACCUGAAACGCUAGCCAAUUGGGCAGUUGCAGAUUGUGCUGCUGCUGCAAUGCUCAAUCAGGAUCUCAGUGGUGCCCUUUAUGGCAUCACCAAAAAACCAGCGAAGAAAACAACCAAGAAAGACAGGCACAGCAAGAUUUACACAUCUCAGGGCUUGAGGGACCGAAGGGUGAGACUGUCCAUUGAGAUCGCACGCAAGUUCUUCGAUCUUCAAGACAUGUUAGGGUUUGAUAAAGCCAGCAACACCCUUGACUGGCUCUUCACAAAGUCCAAGAAGGCAAUUAAGGAGCUAACUCAAAGCAAGCGCAGUGUGGAUAGCUUCGAAUUCUCCUCAUCUUCGGAUGGUGAAGUGGUUUCUGUGAUCCACCAAGACCAACAAAAACAACAACAACAGCAAGGGGUAGACUUGGAAGAAGGGAAGUUGAAAGGACCUGCUUAUCGUGUGAAAGCAAAGAUGAAGGAAUCAAGGGAAAAAGCACGGGCAAGAGCAAGGGAAAGGACUAGUAGCAAGAUAUUGUGCAGUGGAGAAGGGAAGGUGCAAGAGUUGAAGAAAAAGUGCCCUGCAACUGAAAAUCAUCAAAUCUUGAACCAAUUAAGGUCACCCCUUCAACCUCAUUCUCAAGAAGAGGGUGAAGGAGUGCCAAGAGGUGAUGACUUCAACGUUAUUGAGGAAUCCAUUGUAAUCAAGAGAAAGUUGAAACACUCUCUGAUCUCUUCCAUUCAUCACCAAAACGUUGUGGCUCCUAAGGAAGCAAGUCUAAACAACACUGACUACCACUCCUUCCAAAAUUGGUCGCCAAAUUGGGAAGUUAAUAAUGCUGCCAAUGGACGCUCCACCUUUUGUGCAAUAGCCAGCACGAAUUUAUCAACAGGGCUUCAAAUUUUUGGAAAAUCUUGGGAGGAGUGCAUCAAUCCUCAUCCAACCUAA
Messenger RNA from Sphenostylis stenocarpa, 1098 nucleotides. Lineage: Eukaryota; Viridiplantae; Streptophyta; Magnoliopsida; Fabales; Fabaceae. The record is from the annotation of a GenBank genome assembly.